This is a messenger RNA of Pyrenophora tritici-repentis Pt-1C-BFP, 1324 nucleotides long. RefSeq names its product Tdh, Threonine dehydrogenase and related Zn-dependent dehydrogenase. NCBI's taxonomy places the organism in Eukaryota, Fungi, Ascomycota, Dothideomycetes, Pleosporales, Pleosporaceae. The record is from RefSeq and is a predicted model, not a curated record. Gene Ontology annotation, molecular function: zinc ion binding; oxidoreductase activity.
AUGGCGGAAGUAUCAAAGCCUGUCAACACAACAGCAUACAAGCCUCAUCCGACUGAGACAAUGAAAGCAGCUCUCUGGACGGGUACGAAAUCAAUCGAGCUGGGUGUCGUCCCGAAGCCGACGAUCACUGCGCCCAAAGACGCCAUCGUGCACAUCACACACUGCACCAUAUGCGGCUCGGACCUACACAUGUACAAUGGUGAUAUGAACAGUGUCAUGGAAAAGGGGUUGAUCAUGGGCCACGAAGCUAUCGGGAUCAUCGAGCAUGUUGGCCCUGAAGUCAACGACUUGAAGGUGGGAGAUCGAGUCAUCAUCCUGCCUGUCAUUGCAUGUGGAGAAUGCUCCUACUGCAAGCGCAAGGAGUUUUCUCUUUGCGAUAAGACCAACCCCUCGCAGGAGUUGGAGCAAAUGUACGGACAUCGUCUUUCGGGCAUUUUUGGCUACUCCCUGAUCACAGGAGGAUACCCAGGCAACCAAGCUGAGUACUGUCGCGUUCCCAAUGCCGAUCUUGUCUGUGUUAAAGCUCCAAAGGACAUCCCGGCUGAAAAGCUGGUCGGUCUUGCGGAUGUUACACCUACUGCGUGGCACGGCAAUGAGCUUGCAGAAGUGCGCAAAGGCGACGUUGUUGGUGUCUGGGGUUGUGGCGCAGUCGGUCUGUCCAUCCAACGUUUGGCGAAGCUCCGCGGGGCUCGCAAGGUGUACGCUGUCGACAAGGACGUCAACCGACUCCGGAUUGCAGAGUCUUUCGGCAUGAUUCCCGUCGAUGUGAACAAACACUCCAACCCGGCAGAUUACAUCCUGUCCAUUGAACCACAUGGCCUAGACCGCGGAAUUGAAGCAAGCGGCUUCAGGAGUACAAACUCGGUCGCUCAUGCCACCAUGAGAAAGCUGGGCAUCGAGGGCGAUAGCUCAGACACCGUGAGCGCGGUGAUCAAGGCGACACGCAAGGGUGGAAACAUUGCUUUGAUUGGUGACUUCUUCUACUCUACCAACAACUUCCCGAUCGGAAUGUUGAUGGAAAAGGCCAUCACUUUGCGCGGUGGGCAGCUAUAUGCUGAGAAGUACUUCCCCUACCUCCUGGACCUCGUCGUCAAGGGCGAAUAUGACCCCUCUUUCAUGUUCACUCACAAAGACAAGCUCGAGAACAUCUCGGAGUGCUAUGAUGCUUUCUUCAACCACAAAACACCCGGCGGGCUGAAGGUUUGCCUCUCAACUGCUUUUGGUCGAGCCCAAGAAGUUUGAACAUAGGGACACAGUUGAUGGGUCCUGAUGGGAGAGCCAUGAGAUACAGAGUAGCGCACGUAAAAUGUAAUUUCUGGAUUGC